Molecule: messenger RNA, 873 nt
Organism: Podospora anserina S mat+
Lineage: Eukaryota; Fungi; Ascomycota; Sordariomycetes; Sordariales; Podosporaceae
Exons: 2
Coding region: 1-873 (290 amino acids)
Source: RefSeq, a predicted model, not a curated record
AUGCCCCCAAGGCUGAACCUCGCCUCGGCCUUCCGAGCCCUUUCUCUCCGGACCACCACCCCCGCCAGCCAGCAGCCGUUAUUAUCACAAAAGAUUGCCGCCGCGGUACCAAAGCUUACCACGGUCCCAGUAGCGAGACGGUUUUAUUCCGACAACCUCACCCCCGAGAACAACAACAAUAACAACGAUCAAGCACCCUCUUCCGAGCUAGCCCCCCCCAGAUCAGAGGAGGAAGUGGUCAGUCUCAGCCAACAACAACAUAAAGAAGACAACCUCUAUGCUCUGAACAGGCUGGAGCUGGUGGCGUACGGACUCAAACCAUUUGACGCCGAGGAGGAGGGGCACAAGUACGGGUUGCCCAGCCUGCCGCUGCCGAGCGAGCUGCACAAGGAUCAUCGGUAUGAUGAUGUGAUGGGGCAGAUCACGAGGUUGUUGAUGAAGGAUGGGAAGUUGUCCAAGGCUCAAAGAGUUCGUUUCUCCAUCCCACGUCGGUUUGAUAUAUAUAUAUAUGCUGAUAUUUAUGUUCUAGGACAUGGCAAUGAUUCUCAACCACCUCCGCACCUCCCCCCCACCAAAACUGAACCCUGCCCGGGGUUUAGGGGUCUGGCGGGUGGUGGUAGGAAUCUGGAGGUUCCUGCACCGUUGGCGGCGAGGCAGAGGAGGAGGACGGCGUUUGUGUGGAUCUUGGACGCGGUGCAGAAGAGGAAGAGUAAGGGGUCGGGGAGGAAGAUGUUUCCGACGAGGGUGGCCGAGGAGAUUAUUGCGGUUGUGGAGGGGAGGAGCGGGGUUUGGGACAAGAGGGCGCAGGUGCACAAGCUGGGGACGGCGACGAGAGCUAAUUUGAUGAAUAAUCAGAUUAAGAACUUUUUGUAG